Molecule: messenger RNA, 1116 nt
Organism: Talaromyces atroroseus
Lineage: Eukaryota; Fungi; Ascomycota; Eurotiomycetes; Eurotiales; Trichocomaceae
Product: Thioredoxin reductase
Exons: 3
Coding region: 1-1116 (371 amino acids)
Biological process (GO): removal of superoxide radicals
Cellular component (GO): cytoplasm
Molecular function (GO): thioredoxin-disulfide reductase (NADPH) activity
Source: RefSeq, a predicted model, not a curated record
AUGGUUCACUCUAAAGUCGUUAUCAUCGGCUCCGGCCCGGCUGCCCACACCGCAGCCAUCUACCUCUCGCGAGCCGAGCUCAAACCCGUCAUGUACGAGGGCAUGCUCGCAGGCGGCACAGCAGCCGGCGGUCAACUAACAACGACCACCGACAUUGAGAACUUCCCGGGCUUCCCGACUGGCAUCGGAGGCGCCGAGCUCAUGGAGAACAUGCGCAAGCAAUCAGCCCGCUUCGGCACCGAGAUCAUCACGGAGACCAUCACGCGCAUCGACCUGAGCAAGCGACCUUUCCGGCUGUGGAAGGAAUGGUCUGAUGGCCCCGAGGAGGAACCAGCCCAUACCGCCGACGCAGUCAUCAUAGCGACGGGCGCAAAUGCUCGUCGUCUCGACCUCCCCGGCGAAGAGAAGUACUGGCAAAACGGCAUUUCGGCUUGCGCUGUGUGCGACGGUGCGGUCCCGAUUUUCAGAAACAAGCCGUUGUUUGUCAUUGGUGGUGGUGAUUCGGCUGCGGAGGAGGCUAUGUUCUUGACCAAGUACGGCAGUCAUGUCACUGUGCUUGUGCGCAAGGAUAAGCUUCGCGCCAGUCGGGCUAUGGCUAAGCGGCUCCUGGCUAACCCCAAGGUUACGGUGCGCUUCAACACGGUUGCUACACAGGUUGUUGGCGAGGACGGGCCAAGGGGUCUCAUGACCCAUCUCAAGGUCAAGAACGUCAUUACCGGUGAAGAGGAGACUGUUGAUGCUAAUGGUCUUUUCUACGCUGUUGGUCAUGACCCCGCCACGGCCCUUGUCAAGGGCCAGGUCGAAUUGGAUUCCGAGGGCUACCUCGUCACCCAGCCUGGUACGAGCUACACAUCUGUUCCAGGUGUUUUUGCUGCUGGUGAUGUUCAGGAUAAGCGAUACAGACAGGCAAUUACCAGUGCAGGAUCCGGCUGCAUCGCCGCCCUCGAAGCGGAGAAAUUCCUCGCCGAAGAAGAGUCCGCAGACGACGAAACACCCGCCGUCAAGACGGAGGCUGGACAGACCCGUAUUGAGCCUGCGGCGGCCGAACAGAACGGUCAAACGAAGAAAGAGGGAAAGCCGGCUACAGCGGAAUAUAAACAGAACCCGCUGUUAUAG